UAGAGCUCUUUUGGACUUACUACUGCUGCGCGAAGCCCGCGGCACUGACCACGCGUCGACCUGGAAGCCGUACAGCCCGGAGAGCAUCUCUGACCCGGAGAGCAUCUCGGACCUCAUGGAUGAUGAUGACGUAUCGUCGCUAUCGGAUGGGGAGGCGGAGGCCACCCUCGUGCCCACAGCGCCCGCGCCGGCGCCAGCGAGCGCUGGAACAACUUUAAGUGCUAUGCGCGGGGGAAAGUACUCGAGCUGGCCGAGAUCGGAGGCGCUCGGCGCCGCGCUCGUGAUCGACCGGUGCGGCGGCGGCGAUGUCGACAUCCGCUCGGUGGUCCUGGACUUCCUAGAGAACGGGCUGGUCCUGAGCCACACGUUCGAGUACGGAGAGAUCUCUUUCAAGGCGAACCUCCCCGCCAUGGUGUGCUGGAGCUGUCGGCGGAGAAUCAGUGGUGAUCACGACUGCAAUCUGGAAUUCUUCAGCGACAACGACAUUCCAAGCUGCGACGUAGAAGAAGCUGUGUUGGGAUCUUGUCUCUGUGAUCCUUGGCCCCGAGCUCAUCCGGAGCGGAGCGAGGAGUGCAAACGCGGGUACGCGCGCCUCGUCCCCGAGCUCGUCCGCGCGACGGGCCUCUGGCGCGAGCACGCCGCGGCUUCGGAGGCGAACCAAGACCCAGAGUGGCCUGAACCGGACAGACACCUUGCUUCGAAUAGCCACUGCGAUUUUUUCGACGUGAUCGGCGAGCUGCAUCCGCCGUCGCUCAGGGCGAUGGAGGCGGCCGGCUGGUACCUCAGCCAUAAUCAAUGGCGCUGCGAAACAACUUUAACCUAUGCUGCCUUUCUCAAGCCCUUCGGCGGGGCGGCCGCGGCACAGGCGGCAGCGAGGGCCGCAUCCGCCAACGCGGCGGCCGAGGCUGUGGCGCGGGCCCGGGACGCUGAGUCCGCCGCCGCCGCCGCGCUGGUCACGCCGCCGCGGGCGCAUGGUUACGCCACCGCGGGCGGUGCGGUCACUGGCCGCGUCCUCGAGUUCUUCUUUGGCGACACAGCGUAGGGGAGUGAAGCUUGUGUAAGAAAGAUGUCUGCG
Molecule: messenger RNA, 1075 nt
Organism: Pelagomonas calceolata
Lineage: Eukaryota; Pelagophyceae; Pelagomonadales; Pelagomonadaceae
Source: the annotation of a GenBank genome assembly